Molecule: messenger RNA, 2738 nt
Organism: Maylandia zebra (zebra mbuna)
Lineage: Eukaryota; Metazoa; Chordata; Actinopteri; Cichliformes; Cichlidae
Product: histone-lysine N-methyltransferase SETDB1-B
Biological process (GO): negative regulation of gene expression; heterochromatin organization
Cellular component (GO): nucleus
Molecular function (GO): histone H3K9 methyltransferase activity
Source: RefSeq, a predicted model, not a curated record
UCAAACUUGCGUCAUUCUCGCGGGCAACCUACUUGUUUUGGGGCCUAGUUGCCACAAAGUAUGGAAGCAAAUUUUGGAAUGGUUCCUAUUUUCGUACACGUCUAAGUAGCAAAAAAGAAUCGUAGUGCGAGUUGUUUUGUGUAAUUUAAAUACUUUUGCGAUGCAAAAUCUGAAAGGAAGUUUAACGGUAUGUUUCUUUGUUUCCUUUUGUACGUAGCCUGUCAGUGCUAAAGGAAGUUAGCUAGCUCGAGCGACCGAUUUUUAGCUUUUAAUUGCUUCUGCUCACAAAAAGGACCAGACCUUUGUGAUUUUUGAGGUGGAUAUUCGGGAUACAACAACAGUGGCCAUGGCUAUGAUUAUGACUGUGGAUCAGUUGGAGACAAAAACAUUGUUACUUCAGGAGUCCUUGAAGACAGAAGAAAACCUGUUGGAUUAUGAAUGUGAGGAGUCCUUGAAGACAGAAGAAAACCUGUUGGAUUAUGAAUGUGAGGAUGAAAAACAUAUUUUUGAGUCUCCAAAUGACUCAGUUUGCUGUGUAAAUGAAACUGCCAGAAAGAGGAAACUAUGCCAAAACGGCUUGGACUGUCCCAGACCAUUUAAAAAGCCAGUGGUAGUGUUGACUAGACUUCCUGAAUAUAAGUGGGAGCCAGAAGUUGAUUCCAGUGAUUCAGAUUUUUCACCCUCCAACAAUACACGGAAACCUGCAAGAAUUAACAAAUGCAGUGAGAGCGACAGAACACCACCACCUGCUUCACCUCCGAGCACCAGCACCAAUGCGGCAGAUGUGGCUCCUGUUAUAAUAUCAUCAGUGUUUGGCCAUUCCUCCAAGGAAAUAAUAACUGCCCGACCUGAGGCACAGAAGGAUGAACUCAAAUUGAACAUGGUAGUUCUGGCUAGGAGAAGACCUAUGAGGUGGCAACAGGGGAAAAUAGUCGAGAUAGUUACAAGGGAAGACGGACGGUUAAAAUACAAAGUCAGUUUUGAAGAAAAAGGGAAGAGUCUAGUAUCUGGACACCACGUUGCUUUUGACACCACAGCAAAGGUGGAGCAGCUGUAUGUUGGUGCCCGUGUGGUGAUUCAGUGUCAAGAUAACAAGUACCGGUUCCAGCCUGGUGUCGUAGGCGAGCUCCGCAGCAGAAAGAACCGCCUAAGGUUCUUGAUCUUUUUGGAUGAUCACACGCCGGUCUAUUUUGGGUUACCUUUAAUUCAUUUGGUUUGGAAACCUUUGGAAAACAUUGCAGAUGACAUUCCAGAGGGCCCUCACAAAGACUUCAUAGAACAUUACCUGAAUAAGUGGCCGUACCCUCAGUUAACCCAGUACAGGCUUGGACAGACCCUUAAUGCUGAAUUGAACGGAGUCCUGCAAAAGUGUGAAGUGCAGAUUAUUGACUGCAGCUUAAUGCAGGUUAUCUUUCAGGAGAGUGAACAUAAGGAGUGGAUAUACCGAGGUUCGUCACGACUGGAGCACAUGGCAAAGUUUUUGGAGAUGAAACACAGAGAACAGCUUGAGUGCGACUCUGACUGAACGUCCCCUGAUGCAGUAGCUGCAAAAAUUGAAACUAUUUUACAAUCGGAUGAGAUGCCAUUUUUUUUAAAUUUUUUGGUUUUUUUUUUUUUUUUUUUUAAAUUUUUUUUUUUUGUGGAGAACCAGCAGCCAGUAACAAAUGAGUGUGAUGGUACAAGCAUACUCACACUCAUUUUAAGCUGUUCCAGCUUGAAACAGGUUUUAUUUCUCCUUUUUUUUUUUUUUUUUUUUUUGUAUUUACUUUUAAUGUACAGACUUGAAGAAAUAUAUAUAUAUGUGUGUAGCUGGUGGAUUAAUGCAUUUCCAAAUGUUUGUCCAACAUAAACAAAUUACCCAAUAAUCGUUAUAGUCACUCAUUUUCUGUCCUUUUUUUUUUUUUUUUUUUUUUUUUUUUUUAAAACACUUCUACACUGAUUUAUGAUUGAAACGUGUCCUGUGCUGAGACGGGAUAAACAUUGUGUAACUUGGUUUCAGGUAUCCCCCCCCCCCCGGUGUUAUUUUAUCCUGUAGAUGUCUAAAGUAAAAAAAAACAAAACAGAUUUUCAUAGUGAGAAUUUUGAAGGAAUGGAGAUUGUGUUUUGAAGCAUUAGUUAAAAUGUGUUAGUUUUAAUGCUUGCUCACAUUUUCAGUGACUGUUUUCACACAGGAGAAUUUUCUGAGGAAGUUCUGACAUCACGCCCUUUUUCUUGCUACUUUUCAACUCCAUAACUCAGGAACUGAAUUGGAUACUCAUGGGUGAAGCAGUUCAUGUCUGCCCACCAUAAUAGUGUAAUUUUUCUGUUCUGCCACAUUGAAAGGGUGUAUGCAGAUUUUUGUGAAUAGUAUUGACUGUUUAGCCACCAAAAUAAACCAGUUGCCUAAUGUUGUGUUUAUCCUCCUUGUUCCACCUUCCAAAGCUGUAAAUAGUUUCUGAGUCCUGUAGUUUUCUCUUGUCUUGUUGCAUGUAGUGGGGCUCACACUUUGAGAUGGGGUGAGGAGUUGUGCAAUUUGUAAAAGGCUCAGCUCCUCUGUGUGAAAAGAUGCUUCCUGGAUGUGUCCCAGGAGAGCUGUUCUGGUCUUUUUACUGGAAAAAAAAAACCCCAUAGGGGCAGUAGAAGAAGGGUGGAUGGAAAUCAAACAAAAGCCAGAAUCACUAUGUGGCAUGAAGGUUGUUUUACUUAAAAAUUGGCACAUUUUGUAAUACAAUAAAGAUGAAGCUACAAUGAACACAGAA